Messenger RNA from Dovyalis caffra, 1395 nucleotides. Lineage: Eukaryota; Viridiplantae; Streptophyta; Magnoliopsida; Malpighiales; Salicaceae. The record is from the annotation of a GenBank genome assembly.
AUGGCAAAGAAUGUGGGAAUUCUCGCUGUGGAUAUUUACUUCCCUCCUACCUGUGUUCAACAGGAAGCCCUAGAGGCCCAUGAUGGUGCAAGCAAAGGUAAAUACACUAUUGGACUUGGGCAAGAUUGCAUGGGAUUUUGUACAGAAGUGGAAGAUGUUAUCUCAAUGAGUUUGACAGUUGUUAGUUCCCUUCUUGAGAAGUACAAUGUUGAUCCAAAGCAAAUUGGUCGCCUAGAAGUUGGCAGUGAGACCGUUAUUGACAAGAGCAAAUCCAUUAAGACCUUUUUGAUGCAAAUCUUUGAGAAAUGUGGAAACACUGACAUUGAAGGCGUUGACUCGACGAAUGCAUGCUAUGGAGGAACUGCCGCUUUAUUCAACUGUGUCAAUUGGGUCGAGAGUAGCUCAUGGGAUGGACGCUAUGGGCUUGUUGUGUGUACUGAUAGUGCGGUCUAUGCAGAAGGACCUGCCCGACCUACUGGAGGAGCUGCUGCGAUUGCCAUGCUAAUUGGCCCAGAUGCACCUAUUGCUUUUGAAAGCAAAUUUAGGGGGAGCCAUAUGUCUCAUGCCUAUGAUUUCUACAAGCCCAACCUUGCUAGUGAAUAUCCGGUUGUGGAUGGCAAGCUUUCUCAAACAUGCUACCUUAUGGCCCUUGAUUCAUGCUACAAACAAUUAUGUGCCAAGUAUGAGAAAUCAACAGGCAAACAAUUCUCUCUUUCUGAUGCUGCCUAUUUUGUAUUCCAUUCUCCUUAUAACAAGCUUGUACAGAAAAGCUUUGCUCGUUUGGUGUUCAAUGACUCUCUGAGGAAUGCCAGCUCUAUUGAUGAGGCUGCUAAAGAGAAACUGGCACCAUUUUCAACUUUAUCUGGUGAUGAAAGCUAUCAGAGCCGGGAUCUUGAGAAGGUAUCCCAACAAGUUGCAAAGCCUCUUUAUGAUGCAAAGGUGCAACCAACCACUUUGAUACCCAAGCAAGUUGGCAACAUGUAUACUGCAUCUCUCUAUGCAGCAUUUGCAUCCCUUCUUCACAAUAAAAACAGUGAAUUGGCGGGCAAGCGGGUUAUAUUGUUCUCAUAUGGAAGUGGUUUGACAGCCACAAUGUUCUCAUUGCAACUAAAUGAGGGUCAACAUCCGUUUAGCUUGUCAAACAUUGCAACUGUGAUGAAGGUUUCAACGAAGUUGAAGUCAAGGCAUGAGUUUUCUCCAGAGAAAUUUGUUGAAACUAUGCACCUAAUGGAGCACAGGUACGGAGCCAAGGACUAUAUCACAAGCAAGGAUUGUAGCCUUUUGGCCCCAGGAACAUUCUAUCUUACAGAAGUCGACUCCAUGUACCGAAGAUUUUAUGCCAAGAAGCCCGUUGAUGGUGCUUGUGAGAAUGGUUCCCUUCCUAAUGGUCACUGA